Molecule: messenger RNA, 1080 nt
Organism: Penicillium daleae
Lineage: Eukaryota; Fungi; Ascomycota; Eurotiomycetes; Eurotiales; Aspergillaceae
Gene: cspA
Product: putative cell surface protein
Exons: 2
Coding region: 1-1080 (359 amino acids)
Source: RefSeq, a predicted model, not a curated record
AUGGUCAACGCUCUGACUCUUCUGGCUCUUGCCAGCCCUGCCUUCGCCGGUGUCAUGCAGGCUCGUGGUGCUGAUUUCAUCCGCCCUUACUCUUCCAGCGUUGGCGAAUGGGACCACGAUGGUCAGGGCCACUCUUCCAGCGUUGGCGAAUGGGACUACGAUGGUCAGGGCCACUCUUCGUGGUCUACCCCGUGCACCACUUCGACUACCACUCACUCGACUACCACUCGCUCGACUAGCACUCGCUCGACUAGCACCACGCCCACCACCACCCCGUCGACUACCACUCGCUCGACUACCACUCGCUCGACUACCACUCGCUCGACUACCACUCGCUCGACUAGCACCACUCCCACCACCACCCCGUCGACUACCACUCGCUCGACCAGCACCAGGACCACUCACACUCCCGUGAACCCUGGUACUACCAAGACUAUCACCAUUGUGACCACGACCUGCCCUGUCACCUCGUCGGUUGUCACUGAGGGAACCACCACCUUCACCAUCCCGAUUACCCAGACCAGCACCAUCACUCUGACCCAGACCACUGUCGAGGAGAAGGCUGUUACCUUCCAAAACUCCACUGUUCCUAUCACCCCGGCUACCACUCCUGCCGUUGUGCCUCCUGCUCAGUCCAGCGUCCCCGCGUCCCAGGCUGCCGCGUCCCAGGCUGCUGCGUCCCAGGCUGCUGCGUCCCAGGCUGCUGCGUCCCAGCCUGCCGCGUCCCAGGCUGCUGCGUCCCAGGCUGCUGCGUCCCAGGCUGCUGCGUCCCAGGCUGCCGCGUCCCAGCCUGCUGCGUCCCAGGCUGCUGCGUCCCAGGCUGCUGCGUCCCAGGCUGCUGCGUCCCAGGCUGCUGCGUCCCAGCCUGCCGAGUCCCAGGCUGCUGCGUCCCAGGCUGCUGCGUCCCAUGCUGCCGAGUCCCAGGCUGCUGCGUCCCAGGCUGCUGCGUCGUCCCAGGCUGCUGCGUCCCAGGCCCCCAAGGCCAGCUCUUCCAGCGUGCCCUUCACUGGUGCUGCCUCCAGCGUCAAGCCCGCUGCUGGCCUCCUGGCUGGUAUCGUCGGUUUGAUGGCUCUUCUGUAA